AUGGACUACGGCAAGCAAGAUCCACCCCCAUACAACCAGCCUCAGCCUCCCCGGCUGCCUACGCCGGCUACGGCGCUCCCCCGCCGCAGGGCGGUACUCCCUACGGCCAGCCCCAAGGCGGCUAUUAUCCUCCUCAGGAUCCCAACUACCCGCCUCCAGGCCAAUACGGACAACAGCCAGGACCGUACCAGCAGGGGCCACAGAUGGGCUACUAUCAGCAACAGCAACCUCCACCGGGAGCGUAUUAUCAGCAGGGACCCCCGCCGCAAGGGUACUACCAGCAGCCGGAAGAGCGGAAGAGCAACUCUGAUGUGA
Messenger RNA from Sordaria macrospora k-hell, 315 nucleotides. RefSeq lists its product as uncharacterized. NCBI's taxonomy places the organism in Eukaryota, Fungi, Ascomycota, Sordariomycetes, Sordariales, Sordariaceae. The record is from RefSeq and is a predicted model, not a curated record.